Messenger RNA from Striga asiatica, 372 nucleotides. NCBI's taxonomy places the organism in Eukaryota, Viridiplantae, Streptophyta, Magnoliopsida, Lamiales, Orobanchaceae. The record is from the annotation of a GenBank genome assembly.
AUGCCUUCCACAGUAAGCCUUAUGUUGCAACUUGCCACCAUUGGUCCUCAAAGUCAUGAAGAAACCAGCACUUCUAGCACAAGUAGGAAACAAAGCUAUAAAGAAGUUAGAACAACACAACUGCAAACCUUGCAACUUGAACAGACUAAAACCGGAUUCAGAACUGUCUCGCAUCGUGUGCAGACAUCACAUGUCUUAGGACGAUCUUUUGGAUUGUCUGAAGAAGCUAAAUGGCCUGAAUCACCAUUCUUGUCAAGUGAGCUUGCAACAGCCAGCCUAAGGAAGCAGCAGCAGCAGCAGUGGCAGCAGCCAAUACAGCUUGAGCUUCCUUAUGGCGACGCUCUUUUCUGCUUUGCUUUCUUGCUUCCUUAA